Pterocles gutturalis (yellow-throated sandgrouse) is the source of this 945-nucleotide messenger RNA. Its product is annotated as olfactory receptor 4S2-like. Gene Ontology annotation, molecular function: olfactory receptor activity; G protein-coupled receptor activity. Gene Ontology annotation, biological process: G protein-coupled receptor signaling pathway. Gene Ontology annotation, cellular component: membrane. The record is from RefSeq and is a predicted model, not a curated record. NCBI's taxonomy places the organism in Eukaryota, Metazoa, Chordata, Aves, Pterocliformes, Pteroclidae.
UUCUGUGCUUCAGGUCCCGCCUACACGGUCUCUAUGGGGAACAAAAACAAUGUGACGGAGUUCAUCCUCCAUGGACUGACACAAGAUAAGACAGCAGCAAAAGUGUGCUUCUUGUUAUUCUUAGUCUUCUAUGCUGCUAUCAUUCUUGGAAACCUGCUUAUCAUGAUUACUAUAAAGACAAGUGAGCAGCUGAACUCUCCCAUGUACUUCUUCUUGAGCUACUUGUCUUUUGUAGACAUCAGUUACUCCACUGUCACAGCUCCCAAACUCAUUCAUGACCUUCUCGUUGAGAAGAAGACCAUCUCUUAUGUGGGUUGCAUUGCUCAACUGUUUUCAGCCCAUUUCUUCGGGUGCACUGAGAUCUUUCUUCUCACAGCGAUGGCCUAUGAUCGUUGCAUUGCCAUAUGCAAACCGCUUCAUUACACAAACAUUGUGACCAAGCGUGUCUGUGGCUGGCUGGUGGCAUCUUCUUGGGUGGGAGCCUUUGUACACUCACUGGUGCAGACCCUGCUGGCCAGUCAGCUGCUGUUCUGCGGGCCCAACAAGAUUGACCACUAUUUCUGUGAUGUUCACCCUUUACUGAAGCUCGCCUGCACCGACACCUACAUCAUUGGUGUCACUGUGGUUGCCAACAGUGGUGCGAUUUCCCUGAGCUGUUUUGUUGUUCUCGUUGUGUCCUACGUUGUUAUUUUGGUUUCUUUUUUUCGUCUCAAAGCACUCUAUACAUGUUCUUCCCACAUCACUGUUGUAGUUCUGUUCUUUGGGCCAUGCAUUUUUAUCUAUAUGCGCCCUUCUACCACCUUCUCCGCAGACAAGAUGGUCUCUGUGUUCUACACCAUCAUCACACCUAUGCUCAAUCCCUUGAUUUACACCCUCCGAAAUAAAGAGGUGAAAAAUGCCAUGAAAAAGUUAUGGAGCAGAAAAGUGCAGAGGAGCGAGAAAUGA